Messenger RNA from Aspergillus caelatus, 973 nucleotides. RefSeq lists its product as uncharacterized. Bases 361 to 966 code for a protein of 201 amino acids. NCBI's taxonomy places the organism in Eukaryota, Fungi, Ascomycota, Eurotiomycetes, Eurotiales, Aspergillaceae. The record is from RefSeq and is a predicted model, not a curated record. The transcript has 3 exons.
GCACAAAAUAUCAGCCAUGAAGUCUUCCUAUUGGUCCAAAUUGUGUUUGAGGGUUGACUGAUCUACGUAUGGCCGCGGAACUCAAUAAAAGUGGAGAAAAGUGGAGGAGAAAACUGAAGGAGAAAUCUGGAGGAGAAAAGUGAAGGAGAAAAGUGAAGGAGAAAAGUGAAGGAAGGCUUCUUUUCGUCGCCCGCUAUGUACGCUAUCUUAAACAACAUAAAUACUAUCAGAUGGCUCAUCUAUGGCCUUCAGAUUUCUCACUGCCGAUUGACGUAUCCUUAGUGAAAAGGCUUCUGCCGGGCAUUCGCAUAUCCCCCAGGCUCCCAUUUAUCUCCUUUCUUCCGCAGAAAUAUCCCCAGCAUGGCAUAUGGAUGGUUUCCCGCGGAUUCUGAUUGGAAUGAAUUCAACCUUCCAUCUGGGACAGAACAGGAGUUUGAAGAUCCCGAAAGUACCCUCCUUGACGUACCGCAACCCGCAAAGCAAAGCUAUGUUAUACCUAGUUACUUCCAAUCUUAUAUCCGCAAGGUGGAUGUCAUACCUACCUUGGAUCCACAUAGCUUAAUUGCCCCACCGACUAAUGACAACACCGGCCUCGGUAAUCAACCCAUGAUGAGUCUCAACAACCCAUUCUCCAUCGCAGACCAGCCACGGAGAAUGACACCGGUUCCCCAUGCUGAGCGGUCAUCCGAACAAUCGGUAAACCCUAAAGCUGCAACCAAGGGUCGGAAACCCCAAAACCGUCGGAAGUCUGUUCAGUUACGGGGUAACAGGAGUACACCUUUUCGCUGUGGCUGGAAGGAUUGCAAGUACACUGGUACGUUCGGACGGAAGGCCGAGUUAAUGCGACACAUCGAUGUUCUGCACGUGUCUCCACACUCAUACGACUGCCCGGCCCGGGGAUGUAGAAAGGUGUGCAAUCGAGCGGAUAAUCUGUUGGAACAUAUCCGCCGGGCACACCAAAUAUAGAGGCAGU